CGCACCUUAAUAAAGUUAGGUUAGAAAAUCCAAAACAAACUAAACAAAGAUUUCCUUCUUCAAAGAUUUUCCCGAAAAUGAAUAAACCAGAGUUAGAAGGAACUGCCCAUUUACUUGAUGAAUUAGACAAAAAACUUAUGGUCUUGCUCCGAGAUGGUAGGACUCUCAUAGGAUACCUACGAAGCGUAGACCAGUUUGCUAAUUUAGUACUGCACAGGACGAUAGAACGAAUUCACGUGGGCAAAGAAUAUGGGGAUAUACCUAGAGGUGUCUUUAUUGUUCGAGGCGAAAACGUAGUUUUACUAGGCGAGAUUGAUCCCGAUAAAGAAGACAAACUGCCUCUGAAUGAAGUAACUGUAGAUGAUAUUUUGGAUGCACAAAGAAAAGAACAAGAGCUUAAAGUUGAGAAACAAAAACUUAUUACAAAAGCGUUAAAGGAAAGGGGGUUACAGAUAACUGCUGAUUUAGUUCAUGAUGAUUUGUAUUGAACAUGUAUUUAUUCAAAAUAACAAUUUUUUAUAAAUGAUUUUUUAAGUUUAGGGGAUUUUUCUAGAAAUAAAACAACUAAAAUUAUUGUGUAAUUACAUUUUUAUUAUUCGUCUAGUCGCUGUGAGCAGUUUGAUAUAGUAUGUUACAGAUCGCGACCAAUUUAUAUUAACUCUUAACAGUACUUAACAGCUUUAAAUUUAACAAAUGACAUUAUGGAGAUGAGGAUUAUUUUAUCGAAAUUCAAUAAUACAAUAUUUGGUUUGGCUAUAAAAAAAAAACAAAACAAAUGGGCUUUUUCUUGAGGAGUUUUCAGACUAGGCUGAGUAUGUUUUCUGAAAAAUCUAUAACAACAAACAUUUAGGUUUUCAGCCCUUUCAGUGUAUGGGGAUUCUUCCUGAAGAAAAAGCUAUAUUUCGCCCAUAUUAAAAUGUUUUUAUUUCAAUGUGGGCUUGAACGGUACUAGACCAGCACAAGAUGAUUUUUUUUUUCAAUCAAUAUUUCUAUUUUUAUUGGGGCUCGCGCCGGUCUAGUUCCUGUAUUUCGCCCAAAAAAGGGCUACUACAUUAUUUCGAUUCUUAACAAUACAAGUUAAAAUAAUCGCGAUUGUACAGGGUGUUUCGAAAGCCGGUUUUUGUUGUGCUAAAGGAAUAUAUAAGUGUUAAAAAUAAUUGUGCCAGUUAUCAGAUUUUUCUUUUUGCUGAGAUUAUGUAUUAUUUUAGGUUUCUUAUUUAUUAGAAGGGGUUUGAUGAAGAUUCAGAUCAAUAGAUAUUUCCACAGAAUUCAUUUCUCAUUCAAUUUAGAAGUUAUUGGAAACCAUUGAAAAUGCCACAAAACGCUCACCGCUUUUGAUUCGCUCGGCAGUUUAUAUGUAAAUUUACAUUAAAAGUCGGUCAACGUUUUCGGGAACGAGAAUAUCGGCCCGGACGAUUUCAGAACCACUCUGAUUAUGCAGACGUCUGCAUGCAGGAUGUUGUUUGUGGGCAUUUUUAAGAUCUCUCUGUGAUGUCUGGGAAUAGAAGGCUACUGAAAAUUAGAGAGGAAGAUAAGUCAAAGUUUAAAAACUUAAGGGUUUUAUUUUGAAGGGGUAAAUUUGACCCAAAUCUGACAACUAACUCAAUUAUUAAAAGCAAAAAACCUCAAUCAUUAAUUUUUUUCUCUCAAAAAAAUGGCAUUGUUAUUUUUACAAAUACAUUUUAAAUUACCGAAAAAUCACCAUAAUCGUCGGAAUAAUAUAGGUUUUAAAAACAAUCCUAUAAACGUUUAAUCUAAAUAACAAUGUGAAGCCUUUUUGGAGCCAUUUUUUUUUUUAAAUUUAAUUUAAUUUAUAUAGGGUGCAAUUUUGCUACAAUUUAAUAAUAAUUGAUUUGGUAUUAAGUAUAUUUAUUGUUUGUUGUCAAAGCUAAAGAAGUUGAGAAGAUAUAUAAUGUUAACUUGAAAUUAAAACUUUAAUAAUGUAUAUUCCAAGUUUUCUUCAACUCAUUUCAAAAAGUAAUUAUCCUGAAAAUAAUAAAAUAGAUUCCUUCAAGAAAUCCCUAAACAUUAAUAUUUUAAAGUAAAAAAAACAAAUUGUGUCAGUAAUAAUGUCUGAGCCUUGACAACAAACUCAACAUACAAAAACCAUUUUCUCCCAAACAAAAUCAUUGCACAAAAUACAGCCAAGGACAUUAAUAAUUUUAGUAGUACAUGGUAAUUUUUUUUUCGAAAUUCUGGGAUAAUUUUUUGGGAAAAUUUGACACAUUGAUUACUGUAUUAUGAUUAUUCACUUGCGUUUUUCUUCAUAAAAGUACCCUGUUUUAUUUAGUGUUUUUUUUUUUUUAUUGAAACAUUUAACAAAAUCGUGGCACACUAUUUUCAAAUGAUUUUGAUUGGCUUGACUAAUAUAAAUUUGGCACUCGAAGUGUUUUAUUUUCAAAUAGUGUAAAUUUUGAGCCUGAAUAAUACUGUUUUAGGCCAACUCCAAUCAAAAUCUUAUUUUCACAAUAAGAAUAAACAAAUUUCUCACUACUUUAACUUAAAAGACAAUUUUUUUUUUUAGUACCUAUAAAGAAUAAAACACAACAAUUGUCGGGAAGACUUACAUUUUUUUUUUUUCUUAGUUUUUCUUCAUUAAUUUUAAAAUAUUAGAUCUAUUUACUUGGUGUUUUGUCUUUAAAAAAAAUUUCUUAUAUUUAACUAGAAAUUUUUAUGGACUUUUGAGUUUACAAACAAUAUAAACAUUUAAACAAAUUUUAAUUAUCAAUCGCUGUGUUUUUUCUAUUUAAUUUUUUUUUUUAGCACAGACACUUUUACAUUUAUUAGUUUUAUUCAAUAUAUUUUUUUUAUCUCUAUUAACAUACUUAAUUUGAGUUUCAGAAAUUAAAAUUAAUUAAAAAAAUAAAUCGGCAUGAAGGAUAAUUUACAUAAAUAUAAUAUGCUGUUAUAACAUAAGGAACUUGCAGCAUAAUCAUCGUAUAAAUCCACUAACUUUAUUUCAAUAUAAACUAAGAAAAAUACAAUAUCGAUAUUUACAUAAUUUGUAUUCAAAAAUUAUUAUAUAAUUGCUGCAAAAAAAAAGUAGGUACACAUUAUUUUUAUUAAUAAAAAUCAUACAGUAAAUUUCAAGCUACUAAAAAUUGUAGCAAGAUAUUCACUGUACUAAUGAUAAUACAUAUUAUGGGCUAUUAUAAGUUACAUAUAUUUGGUGUUUCGGCGCCUAGUUUCAAUAAUGUAAUAAACAAUUACCAAUAACUAAUAGGGGAGAUGAGAAUUGAUGACGAAAAUACCUUCAUGCUUUUAGUUUUUAUGACAAAUAUAAAAUAUCUUAGUUAUUUUACUACUUACAGACAAAACACAUAGCUAAUAGUUCAAAUAAUUGAUGAGACAAUGGGUGUGGAUUUUGUUGAAACUUGCAGUAGUUGAGAUAAUAUUUAGACAAAUUUUGGUUUUCUCUUCAAGCUAAACCUGAAAAAUUACUGUACUGGUGUUAAGUUUUCCAUAAAUAGCAAAAGUAGGUACACGCUUGUCUUGUCACUGAAUACGAGUUUCUCAAAAAAUAUUCUCUGAAGGAUUUUCACUACUUGUAGCAAUGACAAUUUUAUAAAUCUUCUUUUUGCAACUGACACCUCCAACAUAUACAUACAUACAAGUUAUUUUUCAAUAUUUUCCACCUUAUAGCUAUCAUAUUCAUCGUAAAGUUACUUUACUCUUAGCUGUAGUGUACUUUGGAUUAUUGAGAAUACCUACAUAUUUCAAUAUUGACAGGUGUUGUUUUGUCAAUUAAAUUCAUCCUUAAUUAAUUUCAACAAACUUCCAACCCAUCGACUCCCAUUUUAUUGUAAUUCAAUCAAUCAAUCAAUUACACAAAAAGAAAUAAUUUCAGUCAUUUUAUAAUAAUAAUCAUAAUAAUAAUAAUAAUUUUUUAUUAAUAUUAAUAUAAAUAACAACACAUCGGACAGAGUCUUCCGUUUAUUUAUUUAAUUUCAUUUUUAAGUACACGAAACACUACUUUAAGCAAAGUUCUCUUAACACGGCAGUAGAAUUUGUUUCCGUAUUAUUUAUUAAUAAUAAUUUGAAUGUCUUUUUAUUUUAAACUUACGCGCACUUAGGAAGAUUUAUCCAUUCGUUGUCGAAAUAAAAUAUUUUAUAUUAUUUAUUAAAGCACCCCCCCAAAUUUUGCUAUGCGCUGGUUGGCAGUAAUAUGAAUAAUCAAAGUAAUGAAAUAAAUAUUCCUAUUUUCUACCCACCAACUCAAAACGGUCGACAAAUACAGGGGCAUGUUAUAUUGUGCGGAUAAGUGCAAUUCUAUCUAUUAUUGCAUUUUUCGAGUGAAUUUUAAACGUAAAAAAUUAUAUCUUGUUUUAUAUAUGUACCUCGAUUUAAAAAACAUUUUUCUUAUUUUCCGUAAAGUUUAGCAUCACUGUUUAUCGGUUAACAAAACACUAUAGGAUUUGUAGCACUGGUGCUUUUAAGAGUUUAUUUUUUUUAGUCUCCCGCUGUCACUAGUUAAGUUCUAUUUUAUUAUAAAAUUACGGUUAGCGUAUAUAAAAGUUGUUUAAAUGGUGUCUGUAUAAAUCUUAGGUUAAAGUUUGUUGAUAAUCGACAGUAAAGUACAGGGUAUUUUUUUGAUUGUCCUACUAUUGGAUAAUUUUUGUUGUGCUGAAAAUUAUAAAAGAAUUUUCAAAUUUUUUAAAUGUAGAUAUAACUAUUGUCCAAGAAACAAAACAUUUUCAAACACCCUGUAUUUUUUGGUACUGUCGUUUAUACCUACUGUCCUCUGUUGAUUGCCUCAAUAUUUUGAUAUUACUGGCAUAUUUUGCUAUAUAGGUAAGUAUAUUGCGAGGAAGGAUAAUUAUUAUCAAAGACCACCCAAACAGGCAACAGUUGUUUAUACAUCUCUCUCAAAAACUUAGUUUUUCAAACAAACAACAUGCAGCAAUAUCAAUUUAUAGAGCACAAUAUUAUCCGAAAAUGCCCGAACCGAGGUUAUUCAAUAUAUGUAUAUUUAUUUUUUUAACAACGACAACUACCCUUUUUAAAACACUGCUCUCCGCACACUCGUACUCUUUCGAUCAAACCAUUCGGUCGUGUUCGGCAAAUGGAAGUAAGGUCUGGUAGCCUCGGAUAGGCACCUGAAGAGCCAACGUUUCGCCGUCGACGGCAACAGCCGUCAUCAGACACUGUCGACUGAGGCGAAACGUUCGCCGAGCUCGUCGCAGAAAUGGGGCACCUGUUGUCUGGAAGUUCCUGGAAUGGCUACC
Messenger RNA from Ceutorhynchus assimilis (cabbage seed weevil), 5225 nucleotides. The record is from the annotation of a GenBank genome assembly. NCBI's taxonomy places the organism in Eukaryota, Metazoa, Arthropoda, Insecta, Coleoptera, Curculionidae.